CCCAUAAUUCAUUUCACCCAAUUGACCAUGUUGCCAUGUGUCUGCUGGCUCCAACUUAUCCUCAUCUUGCUGUCCUUUGUCUCAUGGACCCGGGGGGAAAACUGCCCAGCAACCUGCCUAUGCCCAGAUCCUCACACUGUGGACUGCAGUGGCCGUGGGCUGACCCGUCUACCCAAUGAGAUCCCCUUGGAUGUGCGCAGGCUUUUGUUGGCUGACAACUGGAUACCCCGAAUCCCCUCGGACUUCCUGGUUCUGUACAGUGACUUGGUCUACCUGGACCUCCGGAACAACUCCCUCUCCCACAUUGAACCAGGGACUCUUAGCACCUCUUCCAGGCUGGUCUUCCUGGACCUGGGCAGCAACAAUCUGACCGAAAUCCCUAAGGGGACGUUUGGAGAGUCCCGGAGCCUGAUCAAAUUAAGGCUGGGAAAUAACCCAUAUCUGAGCAUGGUGAGUGAGGAGGCAUUCCUGGGCCUAACCUCUCUGAGAGAACUGGAACUGGAGCGUAAUGCACUGUCUACCCUAAAGGUGGGGGCACUGAGUCAGUUACCCUCCCUGCGGGUGGUGAGGCUAGAGGGCAACCCCUGGGUGUGCAACUGCAACUUUGCUAACCUGUUCACCUGGCUGAUGGAGAACAGUCACAAGCUUCCAAACGGUGUGGAAGGCAUGGAGUGCUCCCUCCCCAUGGAUGGCAGACGUGUAUCCCUGACCCAGCUCUCAAAGGACAGCUUCCGUGAGUGCCAGGCAACCCUGACUCUAACAGACCUGCUCAUCAUAAUUUUCUCUGGCAUCUCUGUGUCUGUUGUGGCCAUCAUGACAAGCUUCUUCCUGGCUUCAACUGUUCAUUGCUUCCAACGCUGGAGUAAAGGCACCAAGGGGGAUGAGGAGGAAAGUGAGGAGUGA
This is a messenger RNA of Micropterus dolomieu (smallmouth bass), 903 nucleotides long. It is a transcript of the gene lrrc38b, whose product is annotated as leucine rich repeat containing 38b. Gene Ontology annotation, molecular function: potassium channel activator activity; voltage-gated potassium channel activity; transmembrane transporter binding. Gene Ontology annotation, cellular component: voltage-gated potassium channel complex. The record is from RefSeq and is a predicted model, not a curated record. Lineage: Eukaryota; Metazoa; Chordata; Actinopteri; Centrarchiformes; Centrarchidae. Bases 28 to 903 code for a protein of 291 amino acids. The transcript is spliced from 2 exons.